Messenger RNA from Condylostylus longicornis, 1050 nucleotides. RefSeq lists its product as uncharacterized. The record is from RefSeq and is a predicted model, not a curated record. Lineage: Eukaryota; Metazoa; Arthropoda; Insecta; Diptera; Dolichopodidae. The coding region runs from base 1 to 1050 and encodes 349 amino acids. The transcript has a single exon.
AUGGAUAAAUUAUUUGAUAAUCCUGUUAUUGAAGAUAGCAUAAUAAGUGCACAUUUCCAUACAUAUUCACCAUUUUUAAAUUCAUUCAACAAAAGUGAUAUAAUUCGCAUACAAAUACAAACUCAAAAUUUAAAUAUAAUGCCAUCCACUAGUUUGCUGUAUAUUGAAGGCACAAUUUCAAAACACGAUGGAACUGAAACAACACACACAAAGUUAACUAACAAUGCAAUUCCAUUUUUAUUUGAUGAAAUACACUACCAAUUAAAUGGUAAGGAAAUCGAUCAUAUUAGAAAUGCCGGUAUAACAACACGUUUGAAAAGAGCUCUAUAUAAUACAAGUUGGUCACCUGACGAAGGAGUUGAAUCAGCAACACUAUUCUUCAAUUUUUGCAUUCCAUUUAGAAAACUUUUAGGAUUUGCUGAAGAUUACAAAAAAAUUAUACCGAAUGCAAAACAUGAAUUAAUAUUAGUACGUUCAAGGUCUGAUGAUAAUUCUCUCCUUUGUACCGAUAUUAAUGAAAAACCAAAAAUUUUAUUAACAAAAGUGCAAUGGAAAGUUCAACAUAUUAAUUUGACAGAUGCAGUUAAAUUAAAAUUGUAUCAGAACAUUAACGAUAGUAAUUCAAAAAUGAUAUUAGCCUUUAGAAAUUGGGAUUUGUAUGAAUACCCAACUUUACCGCAAAAUACUGAUCAACAGAUUUGGAACAUUAAAACAACUUCACAAAUUGAAAAACCGCGUUACAUCAUAUUUGCGUUGCAAACUUACAGAACAAAUCAACUUGAUAAGGAUGCAUUUAAGUUCGAUCAUUGCAAUGUGAGUGAUUUAAAAGUUUACCUAAAUUCAGAGGGUUAUCCAUAUGAAAGUUUAAAUUUACUAUUUGGAAGAGACCGCUAUGGAACUGCUUAUGAAUUAUAUUCAAGCUUUCGAAAUAAUUGUUAUAAUUAUUCAAUGCCGGAAUCGGAACCUCUACUAACUUGGAAAGAGUUUAAGAAAAAUGCUAUGAUUUUGAUAACAGAUACACGUUAUCAAAAUGAAAGCUUAAAGUUUUAG